GACGUCAAGUUGACCGUUCCAAAAUGGCGGUCGCGUCAACAUAUCUGGAGCGGUCGAACGCGGCAUCUAUACAUAUAUAUGGCGUGAACUGCCAUUAACGAGAAGAAGACGACGAUUUGAAAUUGUGCAGUGUGUGAUCGAUACGUGCCUCGAAGUUUGACAUUUUAAUAUAGCAUGCCAUCGCUACUUUGAGCUCUGGACCGGAUUUUUUGUCCACUUGGCCUUGGAUGUUUGUUGCUGUGUGAAAUUAUAAGGAUUCAUGGAUGGAUGGUAACUUAAGGGAUGGACAGAGCAUAGUGUUUUCAUACUUCAUGAGAGUAUGGCUACAGUGAGUCAACAGACAGAACUUCCUCUUCGAGUAGAGGAGUGGACGAGAGAGCAGGUUCAUUACUGGCUGACUGAGGUGAUUAAAGUGGAUAAAAAACAUGCAGACAAGCUGUAUGAGGAAGAAGUAUCAGGGGAAGAACUAGUCUGUUACCAGCCCAAACAUCUGCAAGAACUUGGAAUGAAGCAGGGUCCAGCUGUUAAGAUUAUCACCCGGUUAGAGACGUUAAAGAAGGAACAACAAGAAUCAUAUUCUUCCUACACACAACAAACAGAAGCCAGGCUAGACGCAACAGUGGAAAACAAAGACAGCAUUUCAACAGAUCAAACAAAAAUAUCUAGAAAUAAUAAAAAAUCCAAGAGAAAAUCACGCAAAACAGAAAAAACAGAAUUUAGAAGGUCUAAUUCCAUAGAAGAAAUAAUACAUUUUGGAGAAGAUUCAAAGGAUAACAUCACUCAAAGAAGCAAUGAAAUAGAAGACUCACAACCAAGUGAACCGUUAAGCGCACCCCCUUCACAAAAUAAAAAUAUUUCACCCUCAGGAACUUCUCUUUGUACAUCUUUGAAAGAAACCGUACCAACAGAGUCAGCUGACCCUAAAACAUCAAGCAUUAACGCUGAUAAAAUAGUUGAAACAGAAAACAACAUGAGCAGUUCUGGAUUCGGACAGCACUCGUGUAGUCUCUAUCCAUUUGAUCAGAACUCUGUUUCUCAUCGAUAUAUUCAGAACUACACUCUACCACCAGAGUCGGGACCAGGUAAUCUGACAGAUCCAGUUCAUGAGUACAAGUUUAUGGGCAGAACAGAUGACAUUGAUGUGAUGAAGAAGAAGUUCAAUAAAGAGGUGUUUCGGUUUGCUGCUGGGUGUAUGAACAGCCGCACAAAUGGAACCAUCCACUUUGGUGUAGCAGACUCCAAAGAUUCUCAAUAUGCUCAUGCUGAGAUUAUUGGGGUCAGUGUUGAGAAGAAGGACACUAUCAUUGAUCAUUUUAAUCAGGGCAUUAAAUCAUACUUUGAAGAGCACACACAUGAAGCAAAGACUUGCAUCAGACAACCACGCUUUGUAGAAGUGCUGUGCCCUGAUGGCACCCAGUCUGGCAAAUAUGUCAUAGAGGUGGAUGUUGUUCCAUCCUACAGCAUAGUUCAUGGCAAGCUGUUUUAUAUACAGACUCUGGAUGACGACAAUCAAUGGAAAAAGAGCAAAGGAAAAUCACUCUUCAUCAGAGACGGUGCUGCGACCAGAGAUCUCUAUAAAAUUGGUAAUCCAAGAGACUUACAUGAUGAACUGUCCCGAAUAAAUGACCAAUUAAAUGUUAUGGACAACAGGAGGAAGGAGGCAGAAAAGAGGCCUGAAAGCAAAGGAACAUCAAACCAGGGGGAAAAGCUAAAGAAUCUGUUGACAUGUGGAGGAAAUAGACUGGAUCAUUAUGAUUACUACAUCAUUGUAACAAACAAAAGUCACCCCGAACAACUCCAGCAUCUUCAAUUCAUGACAACACUGAAACUGUUUUGUGUAUUGGACUUUGAUCCAAAGUCUGUAGUAAAUGGGUCCUGCCACAACUACAGAGAUGUUCGGAUUGCAAAUCUUCACAAACCAAGCCAGUUCCAUGGAGAUCCAGGAACUCUUGCUAACAAUCUCAACCUGUACAAACAAACAAGUUGGGUAUUUUGUAAUGGCAGAGAAGACCUCAACACUGAAUCUGACAGACCACUCAGACCAAGUGAAUGGUUAAAACAUAAAGCUGGAGAAGUACAGGACAUGAUCUCAUUCAUCUGCAAACCAGACACUCUUCCAAGAGGACGAUUCUUAGUCAUAUUCCUCCUCCUCUCCACUGUUGAGGCCAUGAAUGAUCCAGUUUUUGACACAUUCAUGUCAUUUUAUAAAAACCUUUUGGGUACAGAAAACAUAUUAAGUAUUUGCACUUCAGAUGCAUCCUUUCAAAAAUGGAGGGAUUUCAUUCAAGCCAGAUGUGAACAUGACAUCAGCCACCAGAGUAUAUAUGAUCUGGAGCUCAGUGAAAUCAAUGGGACAAUACUGAAACUGGGCCAGAACAAGCAAAAUGCUCAGAGACUUCUUCCAUCUGCUGAGGGCAGUACGGUGAUUCUACAAAAGAAAGAUGAGGAUCGUAUGACAUCCCUUAAUAUCCUGUGUGAAAAUGAAUGUGAAAACGAAUACGAUGAGAGUUCUGCAGAAUUUGAAGAGUUCAAAAUUAAAACCGAGUCUGAGUUCUACAGAGGAGGCAAAGUGAAAUGGUGGAACUUCUAUUUCUCAGAGCAACCUGCAGCAAAGCCAUUCAUAAAACGUGACAAACACUCAAAAUUAGAGAAUAGUAUCAGAUCGCAGACCAGAAAUACCAAAAGCACUUGUGUCAUAGUGAAUCUCUUUCAUCACCCAGGGUGUGGCGGCACCACCAUGGCCAUGCAUGUGAUGUGGAAUCUGCGAAAAGAAUUCAGAUGUGCAGUGCUGAAAGACAACACCAUUUCAAAGGAAGAAGUAGCCCAACAUGUUGCUCAUCUGAUAAAGUGUGGAAAAAGUGAGCAUUCAUUAAAAACACCAGUCUUGCUACUAGUGGAAGACUCAGAGGAAACCGAAAACACACUUGAACUACAGCAUUCCUUGAGAAAAUUCACGAGAGAAACAGGUGCAUUGGUUAUCAUCUUAAAUUGCAUACGUACAAAAACUCCAAAAGACAGACACAAGAAAAGUCUUGCUCAGAGUGAGUUCAUUACCGCAGAAUUGUCUGACAAAGAAAAAUGUGCUUUUGAAAUGAAGCUUAAAGAACUUCAAGAAAUAAAGUCUUUCACAACUGAGAACUUCUACAGUUUUAUGAUCAUGAAAUCUAAUUUCGACCCAGAGUAUGUUGCAAAUGUUGCAACUAACAUUCUGAAAGAUUUCAGAGUUUCAGAGAGUAAACAAACACGGCUUUUCUGCAUACUGGCUUUGCUAAAUUCAUAUGUUGCUGAACCAGCCGUCUCAAGAUCUAUAUGCGAAGAUUUUCUGGGCAUCAAAAAUAAAUUGUGGGGAAGAGAGUCUGUGCUGGACAAAAUGGAGCCCUACUCCUGUUUGUUGAUUGAAUUCGGGGCAGAAGAAUACGGGGGAUUUAAAGCAAUUCGCUUUGUUCACCAACAUCUUGCAACAGAAUGUGUCAAACAACUAGAGAAGACACAUAACUGCUCCAGGGCUGACAUAGUUCUUGACAUGCUGCAUUGUGAUGCCUUCUUCAAAACCUUUGCAGUGAAGGACAUUCUUGUUCAAUCGAUGAAAAGCAUGCUGAUCACUCGUCAACGCAAGACAGAAGGUGAUGAGAAAGACACCCUGUUUUCACCAAUGAUAGAAGACAUAAACUCAGGAGAAGAUGGUCUGAAUAAAAUACAAACCAUUUUUAUUACAGCUUCGCAAAGAUUUGAUAAAGACUUCACAAUUCCUCAGGCUCUAGCAAGACAUUUGUACCUGAAAAAGAAGAACUUUGCUGAAGCUAAAAGGUGGGCAGACAUUGCUAAAUCCAUCAAAGAAAAUUCGUACACAGUAGAUACAGUUGGACAAGUUGCAAAAAGUGAAUUGAAACACAAACUGGAGUGUAUAAAGCAAGAGAAGAAACCAUGCACAGCUGAAGACUUGAGGGAAUAUCUUGAGUUAGCAAACACAGCCACCAAAGCUUUCAGAAAAGCCCAAACCUUGGCAAAGACAGAUGAUGUUCUUGAAACAGAAGAGGAACUUCACAGAAAGCUAAGCCCAUAUAAUAUAUCUGGCUACAUGGGUGAAAUCGACACAGCCAUGACUGUUUUUGACAUCGUCAAAAAACUGCCAUUGUUUGAGAACGAUGAUCCAAUGAAAGAUCAUUACAUCCAGAGCUUUCUCAAAGGAAACCUGCCCUGCUCAAACAUCCCAGUUUCUAAAAAUGAAUCCAAUCAUGAAUUUGUUGCUGUUCUUCAGGACUAUGAAUCUUUCCUUACAUCUUUAAAAUCACAGGUGAAAGAGGCUUUUGACUUCCUUGAAAUUUACUUCACUUACAUGAAAGAAAAGGGAUCUGACAAUAUGAGAGAUGCAAAGACUCGCAAGAGGAUCUCAGAACACUAUCAACAAUACAUCUCUUUAUUCUGCACCUCUGUUGAGGAGAUGCAAAAAGAGCAAAAGCAGAAACCAACACUGAGUUUGGACAAGGAAAUUAAAGAAUGCCGAAUGUUCCUAGAGAAAAACAGGGCAGAUACAUUCCCAGGCCUUCUUCAGUUUUUGGAGCACAAAAGAGAGACGGUACAAAAGAUUGCUGAGAAAUACUCUUUCAUACAUGAGAAUUCUCCCAAUAAAAGUAUCAAGGACAAAACAAAUCACCUGCUUGCACAUAUAAUACUUAAGUUAAUUUGGCCAAAUUCAAAGUUUUCAAAAUGCCUUGAGGACCUCAAUGAGCUUUUAAAAGACGUUCUGCAAGAUGCUGGUCUGCAGCACCAAUACCCAGAGCCUUUCUAUCUUGCCAUACUGUUGCUCUGGCCAGAAAGAAAUGUCACCAGUGCUAGCAUUAAGCUAUAUGUUGAUAAAAUUAGAAGCUCUGCAAGAAAGAAUCUCUCUCAUAUGUACAGAACAAGGUCAACCAUUGCACACUUCUUCUUGGGAAAAUCUGAUGGAAUACAGAGGCUGGUGACUAAAGUUUCCCUUGACAGAUCUGAGAGUGUCAGUAGCGUGAAGUAUCGCAACAUUCUCUGGCAAACAGGAGAAAUCUUCAAGGAAAUCUCAAUAAACAGCAAGCUCCUCAGAGUGAGUGGUACAAUUGAACAAGGUGAGGUCUUCACAGAGUAUGGAAAUCUUAAGAUCCCAUUGCGUCCUGCAUUUCUUGGUGGAGUGAGAAGUGGCUACAGCACAGAGAAUGUGUCCUUCUACAUCGGCUUUGCCAUGGAUGGACCACUUGCUUACGAUAUUCAGUAUGAAGAUGACAGAUAGAUCAUUAUUUUUAAACAUUUAACCACACUUACCUAGAAAGCAGAAAAACACAUUUUGAAUGAAAUUAUAAUAAAAUGUACCUGUUUGUAUUUGA
Messenger RNA from Onychostoma macrolepis, 5351 nucleotides. RefSeq names its product sterile alpha motif domain-containing protein 9-like. The record is from RefSeq and is a predicted model, not a curated record. The transcript is spliced from 3 exons. Gene Ontology annotation, molecular function: protein binding. The coding region runs from base 320 to 5257 and encodes 1645 amino acids. Lineage: Eukaryota; Metazoa; Chordata; Actinopteri; Cypriniformes; Cyprinidae. Gene Ontology annotation, cellular component: cytoplasm.